AUGCACCCCUCGGAAGUAAAACMCCCUCGUCUCCCCCCUCCCCCCGCCGACAGACUCCAACUCGCGCGCAAACCGACAUCUACAGACGCAGACCCGAACCUAUAUCACUCCAUCCUGUCUCAACACCACCAACAACCUUCUUCAAAUCUCGAAGAUAACGAUGAUAAAGAUUUCGAAAAAACAGUUUUGUAUCUGGCAUACGGCUCAAACCUCUCCUUCGAAAAAUUCCGCGGUGACAGAGGGAUUAACCCGCUGUCGCAGGUCAAUGUGUACGUGCCGGCGCUGAGGCUCACGUUCGAUUUGGCUGGGAUACCGUACUUGGAGCCUUGUUUCUCGGGGACGCAGUACCGCAGUACCACGAAGGAUCGGAAUGAUGCGUCUAAAACGACGACGGAGCGGUAUCGGGAUGUGGUUGAUGAGAAGGCGACAAUCGACACCUCAGAAGAUGUCGACCUCGAAUCGGGGGAUCAAGGACAUGGUGGCUAUCGCAAAGACCAAUGGCACAAACCCCUCAUCGGCGUCGUCUACGAAGUCACUCUAACCGACUACGCACACAUAAUCGCGACAGAAGGCGGCGGGAACGGCUACGUGGACAUCGUGACUGAAUGUUUCCCAUUUCCCGGUGCUGACGACGACAACGAAUACAACCCGAAUGACCCGACGCCCGACGCGCCGUCUGGAAAACCGUUUAUGGCGCAUACGUUAUUAUCGCCGCCCAAAUCAGCGCAUGGACCGAAGAGCCAUGUCGUCAGGCCUGACCCGUCGUAUGCACAGCCAUCAGCGCGAUAUCUGAAAUUGAUAAUGGAUGGAGCAGAAGAGCUCAAUUUUCCGUAUGAUUAUCGCGCGUAUUUGGCGUCUAUAAGGCCGUAUAGAGUUACGACUUCGGGGCAAAAGGUGGGACAAUGGAUAGCAGUAUAUAUAUUGAUUCCGUUGUUACAGAUAUUCAUUGUGUUGGGGGAAUUGUUUGCGGAUGAGGAUGGAAUUAUACCGGCUUGGUUGCAGGCGGKGUUCAAUGCGAUGCGCGAGUUGAUGUGGAUGGUAUAUGAUGUAGUAGGUGUGAAAGUGCUGGGGGAUGGAGAGAGGAGUGUUGAUGAUACAUAG
This is a messenger RNA of Talaromyces amestolkiae, 1101 nucleotides long. RefSeq lists its product as uncharacterized. Lineage: Eukaryota; Fungi; Ascomycota; Eurotiomycetes; Eurotiales; Trichocomaceae. Gene Ontology annotation, molecular function: gamma-glutamylcyclotransferase activity. The transcript has a single exon. Bases 1 to 1101 code for a protein of 366 amino acids. The record is from RefSeq and is a predicted model, not a curated record.